AUUUCCUACAACCGAUAGCAAUGUGAUUGCACAUGUUAAUUUGGAACUGUCAAACGCACGUUGCUUUGUUUGCAUUUCAACUAGAGUCAGGCUUUUAUGCUAUUACACCAAAAACGUUCAAGUCUACCGGCUUUUCGGUGAUAUGGAGACUACAUCGGUCGAUCUGGGGUUUCUAGAACCAUGUGAACCGUGGCUGCUAACGAACAAGUUCUUCCGCAGUAAGGUUGGUGGAAAGCCGGCCUGGUUAGAAUUGAAAAGCUUACCGAAACCCGACGAUCUUCUUUGCGGACAGUGUAGCGAACCACUUGGAUUCCUUUGUCAGGUAUACGCUCCAGUUGAAGACAAAGAUAACAGCUUCCACAGGACACUGUAUUUGUUCGUGUGUUUAAAAGCGGCCUGUAAUCAGUCCCCCGAUUCAGAAGCAAGAACCAUCAAAGUACUAAGAAGUCAGCUACCAAGACGGAAUGAGUUUUACGCUUAUGAUCCACCGGAUGAAUCAACGGAAUCGCCUGCGGUCAAAUCUCCAGUUCCGUUGUGCGUUGUGUGUGGUUGUCGAGGACCGAAGCUUUGCUCUCGUUGCAAAUCGAUCAAUUACUGUAGUGCAUCGCACCAACGGCUCGAUUGGAAAGCUACCCAUAAAGCUAUGUGCAGUGAGGAAGGAAUAACAACCGCGAGUACAACUACCGCAUCAAGUUCCAUUCUUUUUCCUGAGUUUGAGAUCAUAACCGAGGCUGAAGAAUAUGAACCAAAAGCAAAACUAUCCGAGGAAGAGAACAUGAAGCGUCAAAUGGCAGAGCUGGAGCGGCUGAAACAGGAAGGCAAAGCCGGUGCUUUGGACGAUCUGCCCGAAGCGGAACUGGACAAAUAUUCGGCCGAUCAGGUGGAAGAUAAAACGUUCGAUAAAUUUAAGGAACGCAUUUCGGCAGAUCCCGAACAAGUGCUGCGGUACGACCGUGGUGGCAAACCGCUCUGGUUGUCGCCCAUCGUCCCGAAACACAUUCCUGCCUGCGAACGAUGUACCGGUCCGCGGGUGUUUGAAUUUCAAAUCAUGCCUCAAAUGUUGAACAGCUUGAACCACGAUCAGCUAGACUGGGGCACUCUAGUGUGCUACACCUGUGAAGCAAGCUGUGACGUGCAAGGCUACACGGAAGAAUUUAUCUACCGGCAAGACGUGCUCAACACGGAUACGGCAAAGCAAUAAGAAGCAUUUUAUCAAUGAAACGUGCUCAACUGUAAGUAUGAAACGAGCAGUCAUUUAAUGCCACCACUACAUAUCAUUGUGGAGCUGCUUUGUCCAAGUAGAGGCCCUCAAAAGGCUUAAUGGAUUGAGUCGUCAUAGGUGUCAUGUCUAAUGAUAUAACCAUUGGAUUUAUGUAUGAACGAGUUAGUCUGUAAACCAAUGUAUAACUAUUGGUUCGUUUCAGCUUGAAAAUAAAAUCUAAACGACACGUUUAUUGACGUUCAUAAA
Molecule: messenger RNA, 1468 nt
Organism: Anopheles funestus (African malaria mosquito)
Lineage: Eukaryota; Metazoa; Arthropoda; Insecta; Diptera; Culicidae
Gene: Zfrp8
Product: programmed cell death protein 2
Exons: 5
Coding region: 143-1201 (352 amino acids)
Cellular component (GO): nucleus; cytoplasm
Source: RefSeq, a predicted model, not a curated record